UGCGAGAAAGCGUUCUCUACACCGUAUCGACUUAAAGCUCAUAAUCGGGCUCAUACAGGCGAUACGUUCAAGUGCGAACAAACUGGAUGUACUAAGGCGUUUAUUACACCAAGUGAUUUACAGAAACACUGUAGAACUCAUACUGGAGAAAAACCGUACAGAUGUAAAUUUGAAGGAUGUGGUCGGAGUUAUACUACCGCCCAUCACUUAAAGGUUCACGAAAGGUCCCAUACCGGAGAUAAACCAUAUAAGUGUACAUAUAACGGGUGCCACAAAGCUUUUGCAACGGGAUAUGGCCUAAAAUCACAUAUUCGCACUCACACCGGCGAAAAGCCAUAUAAAUGUACAUUCAAAUCCUGUGAGAAAGCUUUCAAGACAUCUGGAGAUUUAUCUAAGCAUAUGCGAAUACAUUCAGGUGAAAGGCCAUUUAAAUGUCCUUUUGAGGGAUGCGGUCGAAGUUUUACCACUUCUAAUAUCAGAAAGGUACAUAUGCGAACCCAUACAGGAGAGAGGCCAUAUAUAUGUCAAGUGCAAGGUUGUAAUCGAGCGUUCGCAAGUGCUACUAACUUUAAAAACCAUAUGAGAAUUCAUACAGGUGAACGUCCAUACUGUUGUACCUACCCUGGAUGUUGCAAACGCUUCACUGAAUAUUCUAGCUUGUAUAAACAUCACGUUGUUCAUACACAUUCCAAGCCGUAUACAUGCAAAUUUUGCAACAAAACAUAUCGUCAGACGUCCACACUAGCCAUGCAUAAACGC
This is a messenger RNA of Trichoplax adhaerens, 759 nucleotides long. RefSeq lists its product as uncharacterized. Gene Ontology annotation, biological process: central nervous system development; regulation of transcription by RNA polymerase II. The annotation marks the transcript as partial. NCBI's taxonomy places the organism in Eukaryota, Metazoa, Placozoa, Uniplacotomia, Trichoplacea, Trichoplacidae. The record is from RefSeq and is a predicted model, not a curated record. Gene Ontology annotation, cellular component: nucleus. The transcript has 4 exons. Gene Ontology annotation, molecular function: DNA-binding transcription factor activity, RNA polymerase II-specific; RNA polymerase II cis-regulatory region sequence-specific DNA binding.